Messenger RNA from Spodoptera littoralis (African cotton leafworm), 2649 nucleotides. NCBI's taxonomy places the organism in Eukaryota, Metazoa, Arthropoda, Insecta, Lepidoptera, Noctuidae. The record is from the annotation of a GenBank genome assembly.
AUGAGUCGUUUCUUUGCGACUGGUACUGACUCCGAGUCUGAAAGCUCGAGCGAGGACGAGCCAGUAGUACGCGCACCCGCACCCGUCUAUACGUUCAGUGAUGAUGAGGAGGAAACGAAGCGCGUUGUGCGCUCCAUGAAGGAGAAGCGAUAUGAAGAACUGGAGGCAAUCAUCCAUUCCCUGCGUAACCACCGCAAGAUCAAGGAUUUUUCUUCAGCUCUUGCUUCUUUUGAAGAGCUCCAACGAGCCUACACUCGUGCUGCACCUGUUGUACUAAAAGAAGAAAAUGGAGUUGCUCCGAGAUUCUUCAUUAGAGCACUUGCCGAGUUGGAUGACUGGGUGACUGGAGCAUGGAAUGAUCGUGACAGCAGAAAGGCAUUGUCUAAAGGCAACAGCAAGGCACUGACAUCCUUGAGGCAAAAAUUAAGAAAAUAUGCAAAGGACUUUGACACUGAGAUGUCUAAGUUCCGUGAGGAUCCAGAUCUUCCUGAUGAUGAUGAAGAACGUAAAGACACCUCAUCCUCUGAUGAGUCUGAUGACGAGGAAAAGGUAAAGGAGAAACCGCGAGUGCGGUCAGUGCAGCCUGAACCGCCGCGCCGUCCUCCUCCACAAGAUGACGAGUCCUCCGAUUCCAUGGACUGGGGCUCCAGCUCUUCUGAUUCGAGCUCCAGCUCUGAUGACGAAAACCGUGGAGCCACCACCAUCCGAGAACGAUUCUUGAAGAGAAACACUGAAAGGGAUGAAGAUGAAGACAGAGACAGGCGCAAGGCCAAACGUCGUGAGGACAGGCGUGAUGCUAGAAUUGGUAAAGUUAAGAAAGACCAAGCUGAUGAUGGAGGCGAAUGGGAAACUGUCAGGAAGGGCGCUGCCACCUCUGAUAAACCUAAGAUGUUUGCCAAGGACAGUGACAUUGAUGCAGCACUGGUAGUAAAGAAACUGGGUGAAAUCAGCGCAGCCCGUGGUCGCAAACGUACUGAUCGCCGCGCUCAACUGGAGUUGUUGCAUGAAUUGCGUACUGUAGCUGCAGCCCACAACCUGGGAGAUGCUCUCCAACUCAAGCUGCGCGCCGCCACUGUGGCCGCUCUCUUCGACUACAACCCUAAAGUAUCAGAUGCCAUGAAACCCGAAUAUUGGUCAAAACUCGUCGAAAAUGUGGACCACAUGGUCACCCUACUUUUAGCUCACGAAGAUAUGCAACUGAGUGAAAGUAUCACUGAGGAAAAUGAAUCACUAGUGACUGCACCCUUCCUCGUUCGUGGUUGCCUAUUGACGGCUUUAGAACGGCUUGAUGACGAGUUCACUAAGCUGCUUAAGGAGUGCGAUCCCCAUUCUAAUGAAUAUGUUGAAAGAUUGAAGGACGAAGUUCGCGUUUCUACACUUAUUGACCGCGUGUGCCAAGUGGUCGAACGCGACGGCACUCCACAAGAAAUAUGUCGUGCGUAUCUCCGUAAAAUUGAUCACUUGUACUACAAGUUUGAUCCUCGCGCAGUGCGCAAAGAUCUUCCUCCUGGUGAGGAAACUACCAUCAAAAAAAUGGAAAAAUUCUGCAAAUAUAUUUACGCUCACGAUGAAACUGACCGACUUCGAACUCGUGCCAUCCUGUCACACAUCUACCACCACGCUCUGCACGAUAACUGGUUCCAAGCCCGAGACUUACUAUUAAUGUCACAUUUGCAAGAGACUGUUCAACAUUCAGACCCGAGCACUCAGAUUUUGUACAAUCGUACUAUGGCCAACCUAGGUUUGUGCGCUUUCCGACGAGGCAAUGUUAAGGAGGCCCAUGGCUGUCUAGCUGAACUGAUGAUGACUGGCAAACCCAAGGAACUGUUAGCUCAAGGUCUGCUGCCUCAGCGGCAACACGAGCGUUCUAAGGAACAGGAAAAGAUAGAGAAACAACGCCAAAUGCCGUUCCACAUGCACAUCAACUUGGAACUGCUUGAAUGUGUGUAUUUAGUAUCUGCCAUGCUAAUUGAGAUUCCAUACAUGGCCGCCCAUGAGUUCGAUGCUCGCAGACGCAUGAUCAGUAAGACUUUCUACCAGAACUUGCGCGCAAGUGAGCGUCAGGCUUUGGUAGGCCCGCCCGAAUCCAUGCGUGAGCAUGCUGUGGCUGCCGCCAGAGCGAUGCGCCGCGGAGACUGGCGUGCUUGUCUGAAUUUUAUUGUAAAUGAGAAAAUGAACGCAAAGGUUUGGGACCUGAUGGUGGGUGCUGACAAUGUCCGUGCUAUGCUUGGUCGUCUGAUCCGCGAGGAGUCGCUCCGCACUUACUUGUUCACUUACGCCCACGUCUACGCUUCACUCUCGUUGCGUUCCCUGGCGGAUAUGUUUGAGCUGCCGCGCCAGCGCGUGCACUCUCUCGUCUCCAAGAUGAUCAUCAAUGAGGAGCUGUUGGCAUCACUUGACGACCCCAGCGAGUGUGCUAUCUUACAUCGUUCAGAGCCAACUAGAAUGCAGGCUUUGGCAUUGCAGCUAGCUGACAAGGUUGGCAAUCUAGUGGAUUCGAACGAGCGUAUCUUCGAGAAACAAGGCUCGUUCUUCCAGCGCGGCGGCGCGGGCGGGCGCGGCGAGGGGCGCCAGCGCGAGCGGCCGCGUGAGGGCUGGAACCGGCGCACGCGCAACCGACGCCGUGACGACGAACGUGGGGACGACUAG